Portunus trituberculatus (swimming crab) is the source of this 5255-nucleotide messenger RNA. RefSeq names its product ubiquitin carboxyl-terminal hydrolase 8-like (gene Usp8). Gene Ontology annotation, biological process: protein deubiquitination. The record is from RefSeq and is a predicted model, not a curated record. Lineage: Eukaryota; Metazoa; Arthropoda; Malacostraca; Decapoda; Portunidae. Gene Ontology annotation, molecular function: cysteine-type deubiquitinase activity.
AGUGACGUCACGCUAAGCCCAUUAGAGUGACAUGUGACGGGGCCCUCUGCUACACACCCGCUGCCCCGCCCCACACCUGCCGCCCCGCCCCACACCUGCCGCCGCCGAGCCCAGCUUGACUCGGAACGAUGGGGGAGGUGAAGCUGUUGCAACUCCACCUGGCCACAAGCUUAGCGGAAUUGAAUAAGCUGGUGGAUGACAUUCCUAACAAACCCCCUAAGCUAUUGGUGAAGACUGCCCAGAAGUUGGUGAAAGAAGCUCAGUUGGCGGACACCAAGAGGGAUGAAGAACGUGCCUAUUUAAUGUACAUGCGGUAUUUCCAGGUUGUGAAGAAAAUACAGAAGCACAGUGAGUACCAUAACAACAGGAAGUACUACGAUGGCUUGCUGGAUCCACGCACCACCAGGAAGGUCAUCGAGAGGGCUGAGGAGAUCACCAAGAGUCUCGAACGCAGAUACGACUUUGUCAGCGGAGCGACGCGUGCCGAGAAGAUGCAGGAGGAGAAGGAGAGGGAGAGGAGAAAGAAAGAGAGAGGGAGAGAGAAACUAAGAAGAGUGUGAAUGGCAAGGACAAAAUUAUCCACUUAUUCUAUCCUUUUAUCCAUCCACCUCACCAUUCAUUGUUCCGUAGGUGUUGUGGAUGAUGAGAGGUGCAUCAGCUGCCAGAAACUGUACUCCAUCAUGAAAGAGAGGUGUUCCACUUAUCUGGUCCUCGAUGCCAGGCCCAGGGCAGACUACCAGGACUCUCACAUGACCCUCGCCAAUGUCAUCAAUGUUCCAGAGGAGAUUCUCAAGCCUGGUCUGACAGCGGGCAAGAUCAGCAGUGAGUUGUCAGAGGCGGACCAGACGCUGUGGGUACUGCAGAGACAAAAUGCUGAGUUCCUGGUGCUGGUGGACUGGCGCAGCGAACACCUCCCACUGCCCCCGCCGCUGCAGGUGCUGAGUGAUGCCAUGCUGAAGUGGGACCCCGGAAAGCAGUACAAAGGUUCCCCCAAGCUGCUGCAGGGAGGAUAUGAGCUGUGGUGUCUCAUGUACCCAAUGCUGUCCACAAACGCAAGAGUUGUCCAUCCCAGCGCCCCCAUCUCGGAUUCUAAGAAGGAUAAGAAUGUUGCUUUAAACUUUGAGUACCCAAGCUUAGAUGACGCGUUUUUAGUUACGCCAUCACCGCCAGCCACACCCAACAACACCACCACCACCACCACACACUACCCGGACCUAACACACACCACACCAAACACUCCAAACGUCCCACAAGUCAUCCGAACCUUAAAACCAAAAGUCCUGGAGAAAGAAAUUAUGGACUCGCGAAAUAACAACACGCUGGCAAACAAUAUCUUUCCGCCAACUGAGGACAGCACAGUUAAGCCUUCCUUGGGGUCAAAUGUCAAUACCUGGGAGAGUAAGGAGAGCAACAUAGCACUAGAGCAGAGGAGAGCCAUGGGAGGGAGUGCAUUGCCAGAGAAAGUCGAUAAUGUGUCUCCUUUUGUCCCAAGUCGGUCCCUGAAGCCGAAAGAUUUGUUGGCGAGCUUGGCAGCAAAUAAGAAGGAUUUAGAAGAGGAGCAAAAGUUACUAGAGGAGUCGCUGCAGAUUGAAGAGGACGCAAUGAAGAAGAUGGAGGAGAUGGAGGCGACCAGCAGCCAGAGAGAGACCACCAAGGACGAGAUGAGCCGCGCCAUACUGCAAGCCACGGAGGACAGGCUGAGGGAGGAGAUACACAAGCUGGAGAACAAGGGACUAGAGAUGGAGGAGAGCUACAAGAAGAUGCAGAAACAGAAUGAGGAGCUUUGGAAGAUGGUGAACCUGGCUCUAGCUAACCAAAUGAGUGGCUUGUCUGUCAGUGCCACCACACAGCCUGACCUGGAGACUGAGAGGAAGAAGCAGGAAGAGGAACAAGAGGGACUGAGGAAGCAGAAGGAACAAAAAGCGUUAAUGCAGGAACAAGUAGAACGGAUGAGGAAGGAGAGGAAGGAGAAGGAGAAGAGGAUGAAGGAACAGGAGGAGAAAGAAAGGAAGAUACGAGAACAGAAGGCAAGAGAGGCGGAGAUUGAGAGACAAAAGCAAGAGGAGAGGAAGUCUAGAAUUGACACAGAAUCUCGACCACUGAAGAAAGGCAGUGGAGAUUCGUACACCACCAAGCUAAGAGGGUCGCCCAGGUCAUCCCCGGUCCGAGGGUCAAACCUGCGUCGCUGCCACUCUGCCUUCAAUCUAGCUCAGCAGGAGGAGGAGCAGGACGCCUUGGACUUGGUGAUGCCUUGUUUUGACCGCACCCUCAAGCCACGUGUCACACCACAGCCGAACAUCAACGCCGCCAGACAGCGCAACUUUGAGCCAAAAUAUGGAAGUGUGCCGGCUGCCAAGACAGGGCUGAAGAACCUUGGCAACACCUGCUACAUGAAUUCCAUUGUGCAGUGCCUCAACAACACCAAGCUCUUCGUUAAGUACUUCCUCGACGACACUUACAGCAAUGACAUCAACCCCAACAGUGCGACGGAUGGGGACGUGGCAGAGGAGGUGGGGGCUGUGGUGAGGGCGCUGUGGUCGGGACAGUACCGCUCUAUUGCUAUGUGGGACCUCAAGAAUGCUGUGGGACGCCACCACCGGCCCUUCUGUGGCUACGACCAACAUGACUCACACGAAUUCCUGUUAAAAUUGAUGGAUUGGCUUAGUGAUGAUCUAAAUAAGGUGACAGGGAAGCGUCUCCCAAUGAAGGAACAGAACCACGAGAACGUCCCUCAGUAUGUGGCGGCCGACAAGGUGAUGGAGGAGCUCAGGCAGAGAGAUCAGUCCAUCCUCUCCGCUGUCUUCCACGGCCUCCACCGCUCCACCAUUGAGUGUGGGACCUGCGGACAUGUUUCCCUCACCUUUGAGCCCUUCUCGGUCCUCUCUCUCUCCUUCCCUAAUAAUCGCAAGUGUUCGUUAAGGGACCUGCUUCACCACUACUACAAGGAGACCAAUCUGGAGUACACCUGUAGCAAGUGUAAGAAGAAGAGGAACUGUGUGAGGAAGGCAGACAUAUGGAAACUCCCACCUGUCUUGAUUCUUCAUCUUAACAGAUUUGAGCACGACGUUUUGAUGAAGAAGCAGCAAAAUUUUGUUGACUUCCCCAUGGAGAGUCUGGACCUGACGAAGUACACUUGCUUCAAUAACAGAUACACCAAAUUCGACCUGUAUGCAGUGUGCAACCACUACGGCACGAUGGACGGCGGCCACUACACUGCCUUCUGCCGCUCACCAAUCAACAAUAAGACGUGGUACAAGUUUGACGACCACGAAGUUUAUGAACACUGCUCCGUGAAGACGUCCGCCGCUUACCUUCUCUUCUACGAGGCCACCAACACCAGCAUGCACAUCAACAACCUAGUGUGACGUUGAUGAGACAACUGGGAUCCUGGAAUUCCCUGUAUGGUUUUGUUUUCCCGCACGCUUUCCUCUGAGUCAAGCAGGACACGGGAAAGUUGGUAAGGUGUUGUUUUCCGCAUGUUUUCCUGCACUGGUGGCUUGAGACGUGAAGUUGGGCCCACCAGUACACCCUCAGAGACGCCACUCCUGUGUAUUUAAGGUGUGGGUGGUGUGGGUGUAGGUGGUGUAGGAAAGACUAUGUGUGGAGGAGCAUUGAGGGAACCAGUGUACUGCUAACCCAUGUGUGUGUGUGUGUGUGUGUGUGUGUGUGUGUGUGUGUGUGUGUGUGUGUGUGUGUGUGUGUGUGUGUGUGUGAGUAUGAGUGAGAGAAGAGGUGAAGAUCUGUUUAUUAAGGCACUGUGUUGAAGGCAGUGAAAGAAAACGAAUGAGAACACCAAGAUAAUCAGCCUGUCUGUCACCAAGUUACUGUAUUGAGGCAGCACUGAGGAAGCAGGCUGGAGGGAGAGAAGAAAGAGAGUACAUCUGUCACUAAGCUCUCUGUGUUGACAUUAUGAAGAAACAGCAGGAGCAAGAAGCAUUACAAUACAAGAGAACACUGAGGAAGAAGAUCAGAGUGAGAGGGUAAAGGGAGUAUGUCUGUUUCUAAGCAAUGUGUGAUUGUAUGAAGAAACAGCAGGAGUGAGAAGAAUUAAGAUAACCUGCCUUUCCGUCAUCAGUAAACUGUAUGACACUGCAGAGAGAGAGAAGCUCAAGUGACAGCAUCAGUAGAGUCCGUUUUACCACUCAGCAGUUGUCUUACCCAGGAAACUAAAGAAUAUUGACAUCUGCCUGUCCGUUACUAUCAUUUGUCAGGCAUCACAGAGGUUUUUAGGAAUGAGAAAUUGAGGAGUAAGAAAAUUAGUAUCAGUCUGUCACUAAGGUACAUAUCACUGGAAACCCUUAUCUCUCAGUAAACUUGUGUGUAGACAGAGAAAAGACAGUAUGGAGGCUGUUUAUCUGUCUAUUAACCCUCUGUCUCUCACCAAAUGUGUGUGUAGACAGAAAAGACAGUAUGGAGGCUGUUUAUCAUCUACCUGUCAAUUAACCUUCUGUCUCUCAGCAAACAUGUAGACAGAGAAAAGACAGUAUGGAGGCUGUUUAUCUACCUGUCAAGUAACCCAUUUUUAACAUCACAGGCUGUACAGAAGAGUAUAGAAGUGAAAAGUCAAGAACACAGACAACAAUGAACCAACACAGUCUGCCAAUCAACUCAAAGGUGCCGAGUAUUGCUGUCCACACACUACUGACACUACUGGCCACGUCGUCCAUUUUGCGCUGUGUUGUGUGGCCGCUGACAAUAGUAGUGGUGGUGGUGGUGCUUCCAGAUUCCUCGCCACACCAGAUGUUUUUGCCCCACACCCAGCAGAGAGAAAUUACCAUACAUUAAUUUUAUCUUCAGGCAUUUGUGAGUUAGGGAGUGUGUCUGAAGUCUUAAACCGCCAGCACCUUUGUAGUGUUACAUAGACAAGGAGAGUGAGAGUGUGUAGAUUUUGUUCCCUUCAGGUUGUGUUGUGAAUUAACCUCUUCAGUACUGGGACUCACUUCUACCUUGAGUUUUGGGUGUGAUUAAGACGAUUUUGUUAACAUUAGGAAGGGUCUAUGGAGGUCAGAAGAUUAAUGGCCAGAGUCUUCACUGUUUUAAUCCCCGACGUAAAAUUCUGAAGCUGUAUAAAAUCACCAAACAGUCACCAAAAUUAAUAUGGGAACACAUCGUGGUAUUGAAGAGGUUAAGGAAGUGUAGGAGGAGAAAAGUUGAUGAAUAGAAACAGAUGGGAAAAAAUUAACUUGAGCAGCUGACCUUACUACACAGUCGGAAUAAGGUCUUAGGAAGGAGGAGGAGGAGGAGGAGGAGGAGGA